Molecule: messenger RNA, 519 nt
Organism: Monascus purpureus
Lineage: Eukaryota; Fungi; Ascomycota; Eurotiomycetes; Eurotiales; Aspergillaceae
Source: the annotation of a GenBank genome assembly
AUGGCUGCGAAUCGCGCUGCUACUGAAGAAUUGGACGAUCCCUCUCUCCUGGAAUCUAUGGAAUUCAGCCACGAAGAAGUAUCUCCAUUGCCCCCUGCUUCACCAUCGCAGCGAGACGAUUCCAAAUCUCCCAGUCCUCCUCUUGCUAGGCGAUCUCAGAAUAAAGAACCAGAACCCAGGCUGUCUCCCCCUCCAUAUUCAGCGGACUUGGAAAAGGGGAAUAAGCUUCGAACAGCUGAAGACGUGAUAAAUCGCAUUGUAUGGGAUGAGCAAUUUGACAUUGAUAACUACGUGGUCGGAUACCUAGACAGGUUUAACGGUGACCAGGAGAUCCCUCUGAGCGCGUGGAAGAAAGAUAUCACAGAUGAGGAAUUUAUUCCCCUGCAUCGCAUUCUCUAUAUCAUGCGUUCAAGCGGUAAUGGAGGGGCUGGAGAGGUUGUGUGGGAUAGAAGGAGGAGAAUCGACAAGAUUUUCAACAGUGGGAAUUCUGCUUAUACGGAGUUGUCAUGGUUUCAUUGA